This is a messenger RNA of Corylus avellana, 621 nucleotides long. The record is from RefSeq and is a predicted model, not a curated record. NCBI's taxonomy places the organism in Eukaryota, Viridiplantae, Streptophyta, Magnoliopsida, Fagales, Betulaceae.
AUGAAAGGGUUUCCUAAUUACCUUGUAGCUUUGGCACUCAUGGCUUUGGCUUGCUCCAUUGCCUCAGCCUAUGACCCUGCUCCUCUGCAAGACUUUUGUGUUGCAGUUAACUCUUCCACUCAAGCUGUAUUUGUGAAUGGAAAGUUCUGCAAGGACCCGAAGCUUGUCAUUGCCAAUGAUUUUUUGUUUCGGGGGCUAAACGUUCCGAGGGACAGAAUACUUGGACUCAACACACUAGGGAUAUCCUUAGCUCGCUUAGACUUUGCAUCAUACGGCGUAAAUCCGCCCCACACUCACCCUCAUGCCACCGAGAUUCUAGUAGUUGUAGAGGGUACUCUGUACGUUGGUUUUGUCACAUCCAACCCAAAGAACCGCCUCUUUACCAAAGUUCUAAACGCAGGAGAUGUCUUUGUCUUUCCAAUUGGUCUCAUUCACUUCCAAUUUAAUGUAAGAAAGACUAAUGCUGUUGCUUUUGCUGGCCUCGGCAGCCAGAAUCCAGGUCUCAUCACUAUAGCAAAAGCUGUCUUUGGAUCCAACCCACUUAUCAAUCUAGAUGUUCUCAGUAAGGCCUUCCAAGUGGACAAGGAUGUUAUUAAAUAUCUUGAGAAACAGUUCGGUUAG